AUGAAAAGAGUGCUGUAACAUAUAAACAAACUUCAUAGAAAGAGAACUAAAAAGCCAUCAAAACAAACUGGAUAUAAAAAUGCAUCAACUAAAAACUUGUCUCAUAAUGAAGCUAUAUUUGACGACAGGGAUAGAGAGAUUAAUGAGAUAUUGGUAAAGGAUAGAAACAGGAAAGGGUAUGGUAUGAGGGGUGAUGGGACAACAGAUACUGAAGGAAAUGUUCCAUUAAUUCUUAAAGUUGAGUAUUUAUUCAAUGAGUAUGAGAGGCACAAAGCAAAUAUUAGAGAUACUGAGCUAUUCUAGCAUUCCUAAUCUAAAAUAGUCCAUAGGAAUAAUAUGAAACUUAUCAAGAAUGGAAUGAUAGAUACAAAGAACUUCGAAGUGAGCAAAGAGCUAGAAUAGAAAUAUGUUCAUCAAAGGAAGUUAAAUGCGUCGAUUGAUGUGUCUAGAUAGUUCAAGUUAAGGAAGUUUACCAAAAAUAAUUAAUAAACUCCAACUAUAGGAAUGGUUUCACUGAACACCUCAAUGACUGUUGAGUCCCUUGUCAUCCCAGGUAAUCUUAAAAAUAAGGGACUUAGCAGUCUGAAGCUGAUGAGCAAAUCUCAGCAGGCUCUUCAGAGUGCACUGAGUCACUAUGCAUUUACCCCAGAUACUUAGGAAAUUCUGCAGGUAGAAAAAUUAGAGGACUUUAAUGAAUUUUAUAAACGAAUCAAACCAAAAUAUGUAGACAAAAUUAAUGUUAAGAAGGAUAUCGAUGACUAUGUCGAUAAUAAAGUUAAGUAACGAAGGAAGCUGAUUGGGAAAAACUUGGUAGCUUAGAAGUGGACUAAGUCUCUGGAGCGAAGCAGUCUCUAGAAGCGAACACCUAAUGACUAAGAUCUCAAAAGAAAAUUAGACAUUUAGAGAGAAAAGGAUAAAGCCGAAUGCAUUGGCUAUCUUCUAGCUGAUCACAAAAAGCCAUUCAGAUAAUUCUCAUUCACUAUAGAUGCUGUGAAUUUUCCAAUGACUUCUAAGUAUGGCAAAAAGAAGUUCUUAGACAGUAAUCUUAGUAAACCACCUUUACCUCCAAUGCUUAAAAUGAAUUAAUCAUAAGUAGCUCCUUAAACCAGCAAAUACAUUGAUUUAAAGAAGAGAAUAAUACACGCUUGUACAGAGUAUGAUACCUAGAAUAAGAAAAAAUUCUGA
Stylonychia lemnae is the source of this 1185-nucleotide messenger RNA. Lineage: Eukaryota; Ciliophora; Spirotrichea; Sporadotrichida; Oxytrichidae. The record is from the annotation of a GenBank genome assembly.